This is a messenger RNA of Procambarus clarkii (red swamp crayfish), 1724 nucleotides long. The record is from RefSeq and is a predicted model, not a curated record. NCBI's taxonomy places the organism in Eukaryota, Metazoa, Arthropoda, Malacostraca, Decapoda, Cambaridae.
UGUUGCAGCUCCUCCUGGAUCUCCUGGCCCCUGGCAUUCCUCCUGCAGGGAGUCUUUGACGAACUGGUCGACGAACCUGUCCUUCCCGUCAGGUUCCGGAACUGGAAUACAACACUGCGGCUAAAGGGGACGUCACCAUCAAGAAUUGUGGAAAAGAUAGUGGAGCGUCGGUCGCCUCAGCCCUCCCCCAGUACCUCCCCACUGCCACCGGAGACCAACCUGGGCCCCUGCUGCCAAGCCCAUACCAUCCACCAGCGCUCUCCCGUCCGACAGAAAUGCAAAGGCCACAGUGCCGUUCAGUGCUCCUGGUGUGACGACUACAAGGUUUCCCCGACAGGAGGCAGCAGUAGUAGCCGUAGCUCUUCGCCAAAGACUAAUGGCAAGAGCUAAGAACCUGAAUGUUUGAGAUACAACGACCUUCGACUUCUUGAAACUCUGUCGCAGCUAAAGCAGCUUUAACGAUCCCUUCUGUAAGUCUGUGUGCUGGCGUGGUUGUGCUAAAUGUCUCAAGAUCCCCCUUUUCAGGGGAGCUGUUCCGCCUUUUCUGGAAGUGGGUCCUUCUCCUGGGAGUAGGAGCUCCUGCUCCUUGGAGUAGAACCGCCUUCUCUUGGGAGUAGGAUGUCUACCUCCUCAUGGGAGUACGAACUCUUCAUUCUGUAAGACUGGUCCUCCUUCAGGAAUGAGAUCAUCCUCCAAGGAUAUGGCUCUCUUCCAAUGACGGGACCCUCCUCUAAGGAUGAGACCCCUCUUAUCCUUGGAGGCUGCUCCAAGGAUAAGGUCCUGUUCCAAGGAUAGGAUUUUAGGGAUCUGACGUCUCGCUAUCCCAUGAGGAAUUCAUGUGGCUUUUCACUAUUUUGUGUUUUGAGAUAUUUCGUGAAUGCAAAUGUGUGGAUCAGUUUAAUAUGUUGCAAUUGUUAUAUAUAUAUUAUAUAUAAAUAUAUAUACAUAUAUAUUAAUUAUAAAUUAGUUCCCAUAGAGCAUAAUUUAUUUUCUUAUUCAUAUACCAUAUAUAAAUAUAUAUAUAUAGGUCAGGAAAUUCAUGUAUAAACAUAUGCAAUGUACUUUGGGCUUCCUUAAACGCAGUGAUAAAAUGGUUCCAAACAGCCUGAUGACACGAGGCGCUGAAAGUUGUUUUGUCAGGCUGAGAUGAACUUCAGUAACUUGCUAGGGAGGAGGUUGAUGUCAGGCUUUCACCCAAAUGGUGUGUGUUUUCAUCGGCUAUUGUAUGCUACCUGCUUGAUGGGGUUCUGGGAGUUCUACUUCCCAAGCCCGGCCCAAGGCCAGAUUGGACUUGUGAGAGUUUGGUCCACUAGGCUGAUGCUUGGAGCGGCCCGUAUGAUUUGAAUACUAAUGACUAUUGUGUGGGGAGAGAUGCAUACCUGUGGGAUUAAAGUGGGAAUGAUAGCUGUCAUUCAGAGGGAAUGAUAGGCUAUACCAAAGGAGGUAAUGCCACCCUAUACCAAAGUAGGUACUGAUAGCCUAUACCAAAGUAGGUAAUGAAAGCACAUUUAUAAUUGAAAAUCUCAUCUUUAAUAAACCGUAUCUCAACAAGGUUUACGUACGCGUGAAAAAGACACAUAAGUCAUUAAUAUUGAGUAUUCAAACCAUAAACCAGUGCCUAGGCUCAUCUGAAAAGUUAAAUUUAUAAUUUUCCAAAUUGUUGUCACAUAAAAUUAUUGACAUUUAUUGUUUAGCCAAAAAAUUCUAAGAAGACCAUUAAAAUA